AUGGCCACCCAUAACCUGGCAGCAGGCCAAUAUACCGUCACCAUCAAUGGUCUGAUCAUUCACUAUACCAUUCGUUCUUCUGGUGCUGGCCUUCCUCCCUUGGUUAUCCACCCACCACCAUGGGGUUGCGGAGUCGAAAUAUACUAUUCAACAUUCGCACGGCUCGAGGCAACAUACACCUUGAUAUACCCUCAACCACGUGGCAACGACUCAUCUCAAAGGCCCGAUGACCCGGCCCAGAUGUCCAGCCGCCACAUCGUGGACGAUCUAGACCUGUUCCGCCAGCAUCUCGGCCUCGAGAAGAUCAGCGUUCUCGGCCAUUCCAGCGGCGGCACGAUCGCACUGGGCUAUGCAAUAGCAUACCCGGACAAAGUAGACAAAGUGGUCCUUCUCGACACUGACUUAUUGGGCUACACCAGAAAGGAUAACUCAUUCUUCGAAGCUGUGACAUCGAUUCAAACCUCACCGGGUGUGUCGGUAACGAACGACGCCGAGUUCAAAGCCUUUGUCGUCAAGAUCCUGCCGCUCUACUUCGCACACCCCGAGAACGGCGGGCCGGAGCAGUUCGAGCAGGCUUGGGCCAAGACAACCGCCUGUCUCUGGGCGUAUGGGGCCUACUACGGAGCGGAUAAGAGUGAGGCUGGGCAGUGGGACCAGUUCUCGGAGUUGGGAAAAGUCCAGACGCGCAAGAUGCUCGUUCUUGUUGGGAAGCAGGAUCGUUGCUGCGGCCCGGAGGUCAGUGAGGCUGUUGCGCAAGGGGUCAAGGGUAGCCAGCUGGUUGUUCUCGACGACUGUGGCCACUUCCCAUGGGUUGAGGGUGGGGAGGAAUUUUGGAAAGUGUUGGAGGGCUUCUUGAGUGACUGA
Messenger RNA from Exophiala aquamarina CBS 119918, 864 nucleotides. RefSeq lists its product as uncharacterized. The transcript has a single exon. NCBI's taxonomy places the organism in Eukaryota, Fungi, Ascomycota, Eurotiomycetes, Chaetothyriales, Herpotrichiellaceae. The coding region runs from base 1 to 864 and encodes 287 amino acids. The record is from RefSeq and is a predicted model, not a curated record.